Molecule: messenger RNA, 1185 nt
Organism: Penicillium soppii
Lineage: Eukaryota; Fungi; Ascomycota; Eurotiomycetes; Eurotiales; Aspergillaceae
Product: GSK family serine/threonine-protein kinase
Exons: 7
Coding region: 1-1185 (394 amino acids)
Biological process (GO): protein phosphorylation; signal transduction
Cellular component (GO): cytoplasm
Molecular function (GO): protein serine/threonine kinase activity; protein serine/threonine/tyrosine kinase activity; ATP binding
Source: RefSeq, a predicted model, not a curated record
AUGUCACAAAGUCGGCCCGGGUUGUUUCCAACUUUGCGCAUGGGUGAGGUGAUCCGCGAGAAGGUCCAAGAUGGACUGACGGGCGAGCCCAAAGAGAUCUCCUACACGCAGUGUAAGAUUGUUGGCAAUGGCUCCUUCGGUGUCGUGUUUCAGACCAAGAUGGCCCCCAGUGGUGAGGAUGCUGCCAUCAAGAGAGUCCUCCAGGAUAAGCGGUUCAAGAACCGUGAGCUGCAGAUCAUGCGAAUUGUGCGCCAUCCCAACAUUGUCGAACUCAAAGCCUUCUACUACUCCAACGGCGACAGGAAAGAUGAAGUCUAUCUCAACCUCGUUCUCGAGUAUGUCCCAGAGACAGUGUAUCGUGCAUCCCGUUACUUCAACAAACUCAAGACUACUAUGCCCAUGCUAGAAGUCAAGCUGUACAUCUACCAACUCUUCCGGUCGCUGGCCUACAUCCAUUCACAGGGUAUCUGUCACCGUGACAUUAAGCCCCAGAACCUCCUUCUCGAUCCCAACACGGGUAUCUUGAAACUCUGCGAUUUCGGAUCCGCCAAGAUACUGAUUGAAAACGAGCCCAACGUUUCAUACAUCUGCUCUCGCUACUACCGUGCGCCCGAGCUGAUCUUUGGUGCGACAAACUACACAACAAAGAUCGAUGUCUGGUCAACUGGUUGUGUGAUGGCAGAAUUGAUGCUUGGACAACCCCUCUUCCCAGGAGAGUCGGGUAUUGAUCAACUGGUAGAAAUCAUCAAGGUCUUGGGCACCCCAACUCGAGAACAAAUUCGCACCAUGAACCCCAAUUAUAUGGAGCACAAGUUCCCUCAAAUCAAGCCUCAUCCCUUCAAUAAGGUUUUCCGCAAGGCACCGCCGGAGGCUAUUGACCUCAUCUCUGCCCUUCUGGAAUACACUCCGACACAACGACUGUCUGCCGUGGAGGCCAUGUGUCACCCCUUCUUCGAUGAGCUCCGUGACCCUAAUACCCGACUACCGGAUUCCCGUCACCACAACAACCCCUCCAAGGAUCUUCCUGCUCUAUUCGACUUUUCACGACAUGAACUCUCGAUUGCCCCCGAAAUGAACGCCCAGUUGAUUCCCCCUCACGCUCGUCCUGCCCUCGAAGCUCGCGGCCUCGGCCUUGAUACUUUCAAACCCCUUGCCAAGGAGGAGAUGAUUGCACACCUCGACUGA